AUGUCGCUGCCGAGCGAUUACACCAACGAGAUCGGCACGCUCAACCGGGAAGUGCUCAAGAACGCGCCCAAGGACAUUCUCCAGUUCUGCGCCAACUUCUUCCAGCGUCGUCUGGAGUCGCAGCGCGCCGAAUUCCUACUGGGCCAGCGGCAUUCCACGCAGCCGGGAAUCGCUGAGAGCAGCUUCCCUGGGAACAAUCCCUUUGGUACAACGUCAAACGCACCUGGCCUGACUGCCGGCGCCAUGCAUUCCGUUGCGGAAGAGGAAGAGCACGACUUUGCUUCCCCCACCGCUGCCAACUUCGCUCCCCACAUCCGCGACCCCUCCUCCCCGUCUCCAAGAGCUCCCGCCGCCGUCCCCAGCAACAUCACCACCGACAACAACACCGACAACAACACAUUUGGCAACUUUGGCAACUUUGGCUUUGGUGCAGGUUCAGGCUUAGGUUCAGGUUCAGGCAUUGCAACUCGCUCCGGAGAUCCUUCCGCCGCGGCCACCGCCGGCGCCAUGGACCAUACCCACAUGCAGUCCUUUCCCAGCAAUUACAACAUGAACCGCCGCACCUCUGUCUCUGCAGAGUCAUUGGCUCCCGCCGGCGCCGACGACCAGACAUGGAAGGCACCGCAAUACCCCAAGACGCAGGAUCAAAUCUCCCGACUGCGCGAAGCCGUCGCACACAACUUCCUCUUCUCACACCUCGACGAUGAUCAGUCGGCGCAGGUGCUUGGCGCUCUCCAAGAGAAGAAAGUUCCCGCCAAGGACGUGCGGGUGAUUGUGCAAGGAGAUGCUGGCGAUUACUUCUACAUUGUGGAGUCGGGUAGUUUCGACAUUUACGUCUCCAAGACCGGCAAGGUGGAGCAUGGUGCAAAUGGCAUGGGCAACAAAGUGGCUUCCCCCGGACCGGGCAGCUCAUUUGGCGAACUGGCCCUCAUGUACAAUGCACCUCGUGCCGCAACGGUUGUUAGCACAGAGCCCAGCAUUCUCUGGCAGCUCGACCGCGUGACUUUCCGCCGCAUUCUAAUGGACUCCGCCUUUCAGCGCCGUCGCAUGUACGAGUCCUUCCUCGAAGAGGUGCAGCUCUUCUCCUCCCUGACACCAUACGAGCGCAGCAAGAUUGCCGACGCUCUUGAGACUCACAAAUACCCAGCUGGUAGCACUAUCAUCCGGGAGGGAGAUGUUGGCGACAAAUUCUACAUUCUCGAAUGUGGUGAGGCGGAAGCCAUCAAGCGAGGUCGCGAGGACCGGCCGUUGAAGCAAUACAAGGUUGGUGACUACUUUGGUGAGCUGGCAUUGCUGGACGACAAGCCCCGUGCGGCGAGCGUGUUGAGCAAAACUGAGGUCAAGGUCGCGACGCUUGGCAAGGACGGAUUCCAGCGUCUGCUGGGUCCUGUGGAGAGCAUCAUGCGUCGUGAUGAUCCCCGGAAUGCCGAUGGCAGCGCGAUGAACACGGCGAGGUGA
Messenger RNA from Ramularia collo-cygni, 1458 nucleotides. Its product is annotated as related to cAMP-dependent protein kinase regulatory subunit. Gene Ontology annotation, cellular component: cAMP-dependent protein kinase complex; nucleus. Gene Ontology annotation, molecular function: cAMP-dependent protein kinase regulator activity. Gene Ontology annotation, biological process: regulation of protein phosphorylation. The transcript has a single exon. The record is from RefSeq and is a predicted model, not a curated record. Lineage: Eukaryota; Fungi; Ascomycota; Dothideomycetes; Mycosphaerellales; Mycosphaerellaceae. Bases 1 to 1458 code for a protein of 485 amino acids.